Messenger RNA from Pelobates cultripes (western spadefoot toad), 612 nucleotides. Lineage: Eukaryota; Metazoa; Chordata; Amphibia; Anura; Pelobatidae. The record is from the annotation of a GenBank genome assembly.
AUGGGGACAGCAAGGGGACCACAAGGCACAGCAUGGGGACAGCAAGGGGAGCACAAGGUACAGCUUGGGGACAGCAAGGGGAGCACAAGGCACAGCAUGGGGACAGCAAGGGGACUACAAGGCACAGCAUGGGGACAGCAAGGGGAGCACAAGGUACAGCUUGGGGACAGCAAGGGGAGCACAAGGCACAGCAUGGGGACAGCAAGGGGACCACAAGGUACAGCUUGGGGACAGCAAGGGGACCACAAGGCACAGCAUGGGGACAGCAAGGGGAGCACAAGGUACAGCUUGGGGACAGCAAGGGGACCACAAGGUACAGCAUGGGGACAGCAAGGGGAGCACAAGGUACAGCAUGGGGACAGCAAGGGGACCACAAGGUACAGCUUGGGGACAGCAAGGGGACCACAAGGCACAGCAUGGGGACAGCAAGGGGAGCACAAGGUACAGCUUGGGAACAGCAAGGGGACCACAAGGUACAGCUUGGGGACAGCAAGGGGAGCACAAGGUACAGCAUGGGGACAGCAAGGGGACCACAAGGUACAGCAUGGGGACAGCAAGGGGACCACAAGGCACAGCAUGGGGACAGCAAGGGAAGCACAAGGCACAUCAUGA